AGGAAUCAUCAGCUAUCACGGCUCCGUCACUGAAUUGUUCAGUGCGUCCUUCGUCCUCUCACAGCACAGAAAAGAAAAGAAAAAAAAAAAAAAUAAUAUCUAGAUAGCUGUUGUUUAGUUUACUCGAUAAAUAUGUCUACUACGACCGGUGGCGGAGAGUUUGGCAACCCUCUGCGGAAAUUCAAGCUGGUUUUCUUGGGCGAGCAGAGCGUGGGGAAAACAUCACUUAUCACCAGGUUUAUGUAUGACAGCUUCGAUAAUACCUAUCAGGCAACUAUUGGUAUAGACUUUCUGUCAAAAACCAUGUACUUGGAAGACCGCACGGUUCGGCUACAGCUGUGGGACACUGCAGGGCAGGAGCGCUUCCGCAGCCUCAUUCCCAGCUACAUCCGAGACUCCACUAUUGCUGUGGUUGUCUAUGACAUCACCAAUCUCAACUCCUUUCAGCAAACCUCAAAGUGGAUAGAUGAUGUCAGAACAGAGAGAGGAAGUGAUGUCAUUAUCAUGCUGGUUGGCAACAAGACAGACUUGGCUGAUAAAAGACAGAUUACCACGGAGGAGGGCGAGCAGAGGGCUAAGGAACUGAAUGUCAUGUUCAUUGAAACCAGCGCAAAGACUGGCUACAAUGUCAAACAGCUGUUUCGUCGUGUUGCUGCUGCUUUGCCUGGAAUGGAUAGUACACCAGAGAAGAGCAAAGAAGACAUGAUUGACAUCAAACUCGAGAAGCCUCCAGAGCUGCCUGUUACCGAGGGCAGCUGCUCGUGCUAGUAACCACCCUCGCCCCUCAUAAGGACCUGCACCCCCCCACUCGACCCCCUCACACUCAAACAGCUUGCUUCUCAGUGGUCAUUCGCUCCUCUCAUGGCCCUGUGUCAUUAUUGGAGAACCUUUUCUUUCUCUUUGACUCAGUGACUUUUCAGAGUAACCGUGUGGAUGUGCUAUUACUCUAUAUUAAAAUGGAUUCCAAAAAUACAGAUAUUAAUUGGAAAAAAGUGAAAUCACAGCAUAGAUUAUAAAUGCUAAAACCAUUCAGAUUUUCAUCUGUUCUGGCUGCAUGGCAUUAAGUGGGAUUGCAGACUGACAUAACUCAUUUGCUCUUGUGUUUCUCGCACUUAUUUUAACAUUAGUGAUGUCAUAGUUGUUGUGAAGUUCAAAUGUUUCAGACAAUUCAACUGUCUAGAGAGCUAGAAUUUUCUUUUUAAGUUCACAGGAGGAGUUGGAAAAACUAAACAAUAUUGUAAUGAGAGGCUGUAAACCUCUGUUACUGAUUAGUAUGAUUGUUUUUAAAUAUUUUUUUACUUGAGCAUUACACACUAUUCUGUUGACCAUAGUAGUUUUGGGCAGAAGUUAUUUAAAAGGAAGUUAUUGAAGGGAUCCCUUCUGUCUUAUAUCUAAUUUUUGUUGUGGAAUGUCAUCACGGACAGAAAAACAUGUACUGAUUAAUCUAUAUAACUGGAUGUUGUCACGUUAAAUAUGGUAUUAGGGGCCAGAUACAUUUAAAGGUUUUUUGUUCCAGGAUAUAUGUGUAUGGCCAAAAAAAAGAGUUUCUAAGAGCAAUUUGUUUUGAUGACCAACCUCAUUCGGGACAGACUAAUUUUAUUCAGGAAUCUUGGGAUGAUCGGAUCGCAUGAAAAUAGAAUGUAUUGAGCCGGGGAAGGGGGAGAGGAGAUUAGUAUAUAACACUGUUAGUAAAGGGAAGUUACUUUGUAUUCUUAUUUUAUUAAUGAAAACACAAAACCUAAGAUAUUUAAUGAAUUAUCCACAACUUCAGUUACGAAACCUAACAUUAAUUGUAAAAAUGUUUAUGUACUAACAACAUAAAUAUCAACACAUCGCUCUGAGCUUGGAAAUGGGAAGCAUCAGCAAUUCACACUAAGGGGUGCACAGUCCUAUCUGUAGUGCCCCUGCUCAUCUGCUCAUUUUCUGCCUUGUUUUCGCUACGCAAGUGUAGGAACGGCAUGCAGUUAGGGACUGUUUAACACAAAAUGCCUUGCUUGUUUUGUUCUGUCAUGGUGCACCAAAUCAGGCCACAGUGCUGUGGUUUGCUAGAGCCUGUUAACACUGCAUAGAGCUAAUGAGGUCUUUUGUUAAAUAGGAUAUUUAGAUUUCUUCCUUAAACACGGCUGUUGCUUAGUGUACAGACAUGUCUUGGUAUUGCUCCUUAGACUGUUGUUUAAUGUGUUUAUUUAUUAUCUCACUUGUUGGUGAAAAAAAACAUGUUGUAUGAUUGACAGGAAUGGCAGUUAGCAAUGUGUGGGAUACAAGUGGUUGACGUAUAAUUUGCAUUGCUGCCUGGCUACUGUAUUACGAAGACCUAGUCAUGUCAAUAUCUUGCCCCUAUAGUCACAUUAAUGAAGACCCCCAACCCCCCCCCCCCAAUGUGGAAUGUUAGGUUGCAAGAAUAGAGCUUGAAUUGGCUUUUAUUUGCUGGGCAGGUAUCACUCAACCCCCAGCACAAAUCUAUCCCUCUGUUUCUCUCUUUCAACUGUAAACCAACAAAUCUUUUCAUUGUGAAAACAAAAAAUAUCAAGUUUGUUUAAAAAUUUACAUUUAAUAUAAUUUCAUAUGUAAGAAUUAAAUAAGGAGCGAAAACCCUCCCGAACAGCUCUAUCACAUGUCAUCACUGACUGAAUACUCAGCUGUGUGCUAUUCUGAAGUGUGUUGGUCUGUUUGAAAUACGCUGUCUACUAGUGUUUAGCAAAGUUUGUGUGAACAAAGUACUAUUAUUAUAUGCUGUAAAAAAAAUGGAAGGUUAAAGUGACACCAAAAUGUAUCACAUGAAUAAAAGAUAUUUCACCAAA
Messenger RNA from Myxocyprinus asiaticus (Chinese sucker), 2801 nucleotides. Its product is annotated as ras-related protein Rab-6B-like. Lineage: Eukaryota; Metazoa; Chordata; Actinopteri; Cypriniformes; Catostomidae. The transcript is spliced from 8 exons. The coding region runs from base 133 to 768 and encodes 211 amino acids. Gene Ontology annotation, molecular function: GTP binding; GTPase activity. The record is from RefSeq and is a predicted model, not a curated record.